Molecule: messenger RNA, 387 nt
Organism: Hyla sarda
Lineage: Eukaryota; Metazoa; Chordata; Amphibia; Anura; Hylidae
Product: NHP2-like protein 1
Exons: 1
Coding region: 1-387 (128 amino acids)
Biological process (GO): maturation of SSU-rRNA; mRNA splicing, via spliceosome
Cellular component (GO): U4/U6 x U5 tri-snRNP complex; precatalytic spliceosome; small-subunit processome
Molecular function (GO): RNA binding
Source: RefSeq, a predicted model, not a curated record
AUGACUGAUACUGAGGUGAACCCCAAGGCCUACACACUGGCUGAUGCUCAGCUGACCAAGACCAUCCUGGACCUGGUGCAACAGGCAUCCAACUACAAGCAGCUGCGCAAGGAGGCCAAUGAAGCCUCGAAAAACCUGAACAGAGGAAUUUCUGAGUUCAUUGCUAUGGCAGCUGACACAGAGCCUUUGGAGAUCAUUCUUCACCUACCUCUUCUGUGUGAAGAUAAGAAUGUCCUUUAUGUCUUUGUACAAUCCAAGCAAGCUUUGGGAGGAGCCUAUAGGGUCUCUAGACCAGUCAUCCUGUGCACCAUCACCAUCAAGGAGGGGUCUCAGCUGAAGCCGCAGAUCCAGUCUGUACAGCAAGCCAUUGAGAGACUACUGGUGUAA